Messenger RNA from Mytilus californianus (California mussel), 7705 nucleotides. RefSeq names its product cytohesin-interacting protein-like. The record is from RefSeq and is a predicted model, not a curated record. The coding region runs from base 129 to 1085 and encodes 318 amino acids. Gene Ontology annotation, molecular function: protein binding. The transcript has 7 exons. Lineage: Eukaryota; Metazoa; Mollusca; Bivalvia; Mytilida; Mytilidae.
UUCAUUUAGAAAUGUGCCUAUCUGUAUCGUAUACUAAACAGCUAAAGGGACACAACUAAUGCAAUUACAGUAUAAAGUUACAGAAAACGUGUGAUGUCGUACUUGCAUUGGACAAACAGUCUAUUAUAAUGAAAAAAAUCCAGAUGAUUCCAUCAAGUAGUUCUAUUGGUGCUGAUCUUCAUUGUUUAGAACCGGAACGAUCCAUCAAAAGUCAUCCCAAUGACAACACAAAAAGACGCACUCUCUUCCUGAAAAAGAUUAAUAAUUCAUGGGGCUUUACUCUGCAGACUUAUGGCAUUAAACACAAGAAAACGAAUGAGAUUGAAAUAAUGACUUAUGUUGACUACAUUGAGAUUACUGGUCCAGCAUACAUGGCUGGAAUGAGGAAAGGUGAUGUAAUACUCUCAGUAAAUGGAGAUUCAGUUGACAGAAAUUCUCAUAAAGAAUUAGUCAGAGUGAUAAGAGGUUGUGGUGACUCAAUGAGAAUGGUUGUAAUGUUUGAAGAUUGUUGUAAGAAGGUAGAACUUCAUGACAGAAUAUUUAGAUUAAAGGAAAUUCUAGCUCACAAGAAAUUGGCCUUGAAAGAACUAGAACAACAAGAAAAAGAAAUCAUAGAUGAUUAUUGUCAGUCAAAGGGUAUAACCAGAUUUCAGCGUAUUCGACAGAGCAUGAUCAGCACAGUUUCAACCAAUAGCUGGGAUCGUUACAGUCUUAUCCAAUCACCACAACUGUUAGAAACAUUCCCAGUACCACAUGUACCUUCAACUUCGAAGAUUUCAUUCGAGGGAGACUACUCUUCUUCUAUAGGUGAAGAUAUGGAUGACAGUUAUAUUUCUUAUGUGGAUUCAGAUGCUGAUAGUGGAAUGUGUAUUUGUUGCCCAAAUACGGAUGAACAUAUUGCUUUAAAGAAUUUAAAGGACACAGACAACAAAUCCAAUAAGAGUUUGAAAAUACCUGGCACUGGCAAAUCAAAGCUGAAUGCUGGGGAAAAUGAGGAAGUUGUUUAUUUACGUAGUAAUAGCAUUCCAUUUGUGUAUUCUGAUUAUGUAUAUAUCAAUGAAGAAGAUGAGUCUACAGAAUUAUAAUUUAUUUAGUUGAUUUUGUUUACUUGAUAGAAUGUAAAACAAUUAAGUUUUUGAGAAUAUGUUUGUGCACAUUUUUGAUAAAUAAGUUUUUAACUUACCGACUUCACCAAAGUGAAGUUUUAUCGUCAAAAUCAUUUUUGGAUAGUUUGAUAUUCUUUUCCAAAAAUAUCUCUUUGGUGUCUUUUGUCAUUGGUUUUCAUAAUUCGAUAUAACUAAGAAAUUUAAACCUAGACCAUGUUAACUUAUGAUUUUUGUUAUAUUCAGUUUUUGAAUAGUCUCCUGAACUAUUGCAUUUUCCAUGAACCAAUAAAAUCUGAAAAUAAAGAAUGAUUACAGUAUUUUAAAUUGUGGUUAAUUUUUUGUAUUACAAAAUUAUAUUAUUUUUAAGCUAAUUCAUUGAAAUAUUAUAUGCCAAUUAGUAUUUACAGAUUAGGUAAAUUUUUUACAUUAAGUUCAGUUCUGAAAGACAGAAUUCCAAAAGUCAAAAUCUAAGUUUGCUUUUAUAUGUGGACAUUAUUAUUUUAUUUCUAACAAAGAAAAAGAAAAAUAUAUAUUUAAGGAAAGUUUAGGACCAUUUCAUGUUAAAGAUUAGAUAGCCAAGAAAUCAUGUACAAUUUAAUCGAGUUCAGAUUUAAUAUGCAGUAAACUUAAGUUAACCACGAAUUGAGAAAAUAUCUAAGGGUAAAUUUGGAAGUGAGAUUGACAUUUUACAAUGAUGUCUAAAAUAAAAUACUCUUCAGUUGAUUGAUUAACAUAAAUAUCCUCACAACUUUGUACUUAAAGAAAAAUUUGAUGUGACUUAAGGAGAUAUUUGAUGCUACUAAUAGAGAAAUUUGAUGUGACUUAAGGAGAAAUUUGAUGCCGCUUAAGGAGAAAUUUGAUGUGGCUUAGGGAGAAAUUUGAUGCUACUUAAGGAGGAAUUUGAUGUGACUUAGGGAGAAAUUUUGAUGCUACUUAAGGAGAAAUUUGAUGCUACUUAACUAUUACAUUCCAUCCGUAGGGAGUUACCUCAUUUUUGUUAGUUAUUUAUUUAUGUUAUCAAUUUACAUAUUUGCAAUUCAUUCAUCAUUGUUAGUUGCAUUUUGGAAGGUAAUUUUAAAUAUAAAUUUAUCUUCAGUAAAUCAUAAAAAAAAGUUAUCAAUCUGACAUACAAAUUUUUGUCUCUCCUCCACAAAGCUGAGGUUGCAGAACGGAGACUUUGGCUUGUAUGGGAGUUUGAGAUUAGGUCAGUUGAAGGGGAAUCACUUUUAACAAUUUUAAGUUAAAGCUAUGAAUUUGAUAGAAAUGAAUCUUAUUCACUGUUAUGGUGCUAUGCAACAUGUUUUAAGACUAACCAAAAACGAUUGUCAGCAUUUUUUGUAUGUUAUUUGAAGUAAGUAUUGUUGAUUUUUGUAUUAACAAUGUGUACUCGGCUUCCGGAAGUGUGCCAGACCAUUGGAGAAGUCUGACAAUUAUGCCGUCAUGUAGACAAAUAUCGGCAAGUCACCAGUUCAAAUGUUUGGUAAACAAAAAUCCAAAAUCAAAUUUAAACGUGUUCAUAAAUCAAUUUUUUCAUCACCAGUAUUGUAAUUUCACCGUAAAUAUAGUACCCACUGAAAUUUUCUUUUUGAUUCAUGAGCAAUUAUGUAGAAAGUUGAUAAACUCUUUAAAUGUUGUGAUUUUGUCAUUAUUUCUACCGAGCAUGGGCUUAAUACCAGAUACUAAAACCAUGUAAUUUUUCCAGAUUUUAGUGAAAAAAAGAUAUAGCAAAAUUAUUUUUGUGCUACAGAUUUUUUGUUAAUCAGAUGAAUCAUUGCAGUCUGUCUGACCAAUUGUCCAAAAGUUCUUUGAUGAAUUUUGGGAAGCUUGUUAACUAUAAACCAAACAUACUUUCUCUGAUUUGAGAAGGGAUUAUGAUUUAAAAGAAAGAGUUAUUGCAACAUGUCACAGAUUUCAUUCAAAUAUUUAUUCAGGGUAGAUUAUUUUAGUUUUUAUAGAAUGUAUCCUUCAGUUUGUAACUUUUGUACUCUGCCUGGAAUUUUAUUUUCCACAGAUGAAUAUUCCUGAUGAGGGGGGUUUUUAAUUACCUUGACUACCCAUGAGGGUUUUGCAUGGAUGCAACAACAAAUGGAAGUUUUUAACGACCUUGACUGGCUAUACAGGCCUUGCACGGUCGGUAUGGAUGCCAUAUAUCAACAAAUUAUACAUUCCAAUUCAUAUUUUAACUAAAGACUGUUUAUAGAAAGUCAAAACAUUGCAAAAAAGAGUUAUUAUUAUUUUUAAAGGAGUAUGCACUAUUGUUAACCUAAAAAUUCCCUUGUAAAAAAAUGAAGAUAUCACUUUACAUUCAGCCAUGAAAUAUUAUAUUGUGUUAGUCAAUAGCAUACUAAUGAUAUUUAAAAACAAAGGGAGAGAACCCAUUAUUUUACAGCUCCCUCUUUGUAACUAUGCUAAAUUUAUUUCAGUUAUAUAUGUGUUUGUGCUAAUUUAUUUUUGUUGAAGAUAUUAUAUUUCCUUUGUUGCAAUUAUUUAUAUAAUUUUUUGUUGUUUCAGAACCAAAAGGAUUGUAGGUAAUGAUGCUAAGCCAUUGGUUAAAUAUCCAUUUUUUUCAAAACGGCUCAACCAAAUAGAUUGUAAUGGUUUAGGCUUUUGAAAUUAUUGCCAGAAUGCAUUUGAUUCUGAAACAAUAAAUUUCUUAAUUUGUUUCUUUUGUGUAGACUUAUAACUUAUAAGUGCCUUGUUGCUUCAGAUGAUUCAAAGAUUGCAAGGAAGGAUAAGGGGCACUUAUUAUCUAGUAAUUGUUAUAUCUUCAAAAAUAAGGGAGGGAUUGCUAAUGAAUAAUGGGCACUUGUAAGUUAGUAAUUGUCAUAUUUUCAAAAAUAGGGGAAGGAUUGUCAAAAAGGAAUAGGACACUUAUAAGAUAGUAAUUGUCAUCUUUUCAAUAAGGGAGGGGUUGUUAAGGAAAAGGGGCACUUGUAAGAUAGAAAUUGUUAUAUGCUCAAUUGAGAAUUUGUAUGUAUUUUAUUGAUUAUAGACUGUUUACUUGUUCAUAGUUAGGUGCUUAUGAUUUCUUUUCUUUGAAAGGUGCUUAAAAUAUUUCUUUUCCUUGAAAGGUGCUGAAAAUUAUUAUGUUGCAGUUAAUUUAUAAUGAUUUUGAAAACUCUUCACAGGAGUAUAAGAAUAGUGUAAUAUGAAUUUAUACAUGUGGUGAACAAGAUUUGCUUUUCUCAUCUCAUUUGCUACUUAUAUCAUAAUAUUUAUACAUCAUAAAUGUACUAUUGGCAUCAAUAACAUGUAAUUUAAACUUCCUAUUAAUUUUUAAUAACCCUUCCAGUGUUUGAAGGUUUUUUUUUUAAAGAAAUGUUUCAGUGCAGUAUAGUUAUUGUUACAUGUUAUUCGCAUAGAAUAAUUGUAUCCCAACUCUAAAAGAGGGGUUUAAUUACAAUCACCUUGUCUAUCUGUCUGUUUGUCCAACAAAUAUUUUGAUCACACUUUUCUUAGAAACUACUUUACAAAAUGACUUAAUAUUUGGUCAGUAGCUUGACAGUUGAUUAGUUCUUUGUUAUUACCACUUAUCGGAUCUGUCAGACACAUACUUCCUGUUUUCACAUUUUUUGAAUGACGAGUAGGGGUAUGUUUUGCAAGAAAAUGCAUGCAAUCUUGUUAUUGUUUCAAAAUGGCUGUAAGAAUAACUAUAUGUCUUUCAUUAUUUUGUGAUAAAUUGUACUUAUUUAUAGAGUUAGAAAAAUAGACAAUAGUUAAAUAUCAUUGUUACAAAAUACAGAUUGUUAUAUUUUUCAGUUUAUAUGUAUGCUUCAUGCAUAGUUUGUCAAGAUACUUUAUUUCCCUAGGAUCUUUUGUUUAUUGACUAGCAUAUUGUAGUAAAAUUUAUUAUGGAGUGGUACUCUUUUAAAAAGAAAUGCACAAGUAUUGUUUAAAACAUGGGUUCAAUUUUGCAUUGCUAGACGUCUAUUUGCCUUUAAAUAUUUUUUCAAUAGUUUUUUUUUGUUAAAUCACUGAGCCAGUCUUGGGCAAAUAGUAAUUUGUCUCAUUCUCAGAAUGACUUUCCACCAACCAACCAACAUGGCUUCCAUUACUAUAAAUAGAACAAAGGGGUAAAUUAGCAAUUUAGAUCAUAUUCUCUAUACUUAUAUAUAUAGCAUGGUAAGAUAUGAUCUAUCCAACUUUAUCUUUUGAUUGUUCCUAUUUUGAAUUGUGUUUCAGAAGACACAUCCAUCUAAUAAAUAUAGUUUUUAUUGCUAUAAACAUAAUUUUAUUUGAAAAUUAAUCCUGCUGAAAUAAUUGGCUUUAAUUAGCCAGUGUUAAGCCAUAAAUAAUCGUCACUUAAUAUCAUUUGCUUUAUAUUUCAUAUGAAACUUUAUUUAAAAAAGAUAUAUUGUCAGAUUGUUUGUGGUUGGAUUUUAUUAAACUUGGAUUUAAUAGAAGCAAAAUUGUCACAGGUUUAUGUGUUCAUUUGGUUAUUUUUUUCUAAAGCAUUCUCAUUUUCUUAUGAUUGUUAGGAAGUUUGCUAUACUUUUGAAUCAAAUUAAAUAGUAAAACAUUUUUAUACUCAUUUACAUCUGAAGAAAUUGGGCAAAGACAACUAAAGAUAAAAUUAUGACCAAAUAAACGAACUUCAGAAAAUAUCUUCUAACAGGUGGUUUGUUAAAAUCCAACAUAAAAUGCUUUGAAAGUAUUUGUUUGUGUAAAAAAUGUGUUAUUAUAUGAAAUAUAUGGCAAAAGUUGUUGAAGACAAACACCUACAUGAAUUUCAUCACAUUGUACAUACCAAAGUCUUGGCAGUCAUGUAACUUAGGAGGUUGACCUGAUUUUUUUUUGGCAAUACAGAAAUACAUAUUAUCAGAAGAAUAUACUAAAAAUCCAUAAUUCAACUAUUUUUUUUCAACAAUAUUCAAAAUAUGGUGCCACAAUCGUAUGUUUUCACAGUAAUAAUAUUUUAUUUUAAAAAGCUGAUUCAUUUAGAAAUAGAUUAUAAUAUUGUAGUGAUUUGACUGAAUUUGCUGGCUCAAAUUCUAUUUAGUGUUAGUAGCUUUGUGCAGGUCACAAACAAUGUUAAGAGUUAGAUUACAACCUUUUUGCAAGUCUACAGAUAGAUGGAAAUAAUCAAAAUGUUAUAAAUUAAAAGUACUAAUCUAAUAUAAUGACUUGUUAAUUUUGUCUGUUCAUAACUGUUUUUCCAAUUUUUUGUAGAUAAACCUAACUAGACACUGUUUAUUAUAAGAAUGUAUGUGAUAUGUAUAAAAAUCAAAGAAAUAAAAUAUACGUUGUUGAAAUCAAAAGUUAAAAUGUAAUUUAUUAUACAGAAAUCUUAGAAGUUAAGGUGUACAUUUAUAAAUGUUAAUCAUUCAAAUUGACUGAAAUACAAAAUUUAUUUAUUCAACUCUUACAAAGCUUCUGUUUUAGAAUUACCAGUAAGAAUUAUCCAUAUAAUUGGAUCUGAACCCAGUCACAUUAUUCAUAUGAAUAAACACGUCACAUUCAUUUCUCAAUUUAGAGUAAUUAGUUAUUUCCCUUUGAUAAAUUUUGAUUAAUUUAAAGUUAUAGUGGUGAAGUACUGGGAUAAUUGUAUCAAAAUGUAUUUAAACAAUUCUCAAUGUGAACCAAGAAAUACUAUGGUUUAACAGUUUUAUUUAAGGAAUGACUGUAAUAUUGUUUCUGUCUAUGAAGAAAUAAUUUUAAAAAUGUGUUGCACACUGAAUAACUUGUGAAGGGUGUUAUUUUAAAGUGUGCACCACAGUUUUGAGGUUAUUUCAAAUAGACAGGAAAAAUAUUACAAUCUUUCCUUAUAAUUUAAUUCUUAUUUCCAUUUUUAUGGAGUAAAUCAUGAAAAAACGUUGAUGACCACAAUCACAAGACAAAUAUUAUGUCUGUGAGCUGAUAGACAAAAAAAAUUUCAGCAAAUCAGAAGACGUGUUACACCCAAAAUUAAAUUAUUGUCACUUAUCACGCAGAUGUUUAAAAUUACUGAAAAAUUACUCAGCAGUAACUUGGACUUAUAAGAAAAACAAAAGGUACCAGAUUCAAUAAUUUAUGUCUGCUGCUAUUUCAGGCCUUGUGUCAUAAAUAUUGUGAGCAUGAUUAUCGUACUCAGACUCAGAAGUCCACUGAUCAAAAAACUGCAUUUUGUGAUAACAGAUUUGAGUAUAAAUUUUAUAUUUAUUAGUUCUGAGAAAUGUUUUAUGACCUUAAGCCCAUGCAUUAUUCAUGCAUAUGAAAUGUAAUGCCUUAUUAAAGUUCAUUGAUUAUGCAACAAAACUUUUUACUUGAUGAUAAUGGGCACAUUGCAGUGAUAUUAUAUAGGUGUUGAACAACAUUUACUACUGACACAUGUUUUACAGUGAUUCUUCAUGCAACCAUUUUAUGAAUGUUCUUAGCCAAUCAAACAAUUUAUUAAUAACUGAUUCUAUUCAUUUCUGAAAUUUUACAAUAGAUUAUCUAGUUUGAAUAAUAUUGCUUCAAUGGACCAAUUUUCUAUUAUAAUCGAUUAUCAGAACAUCACUACUUGCAGAUACAUCAGUUUUGUAAAUUAAUAUUUAUGAAAAUAUUAUUAUUGUUAUUAUUUAGUUAAAUGGAUGUUUGGAAAAAAGAAUGAAAUGUAAAUUAUUAAAAGUUACAAUAUG